ACACACUCACACAUUCGCCAGGUGGAAGCUCUGCCGUUGGUUCUUCGGCUCAGGAGUGCUUUUACCAUUUCUUUCUCUCACCCAACACGUAUACGUAUACGUGUCGGCGCACUAACACCAUCUCGGGGGCCCGUUCAAGUUUGGUUCUUCGUUGAAGUCUUUUGUUUUGGUCCGCGGUUUGUUUGCCAUGUGCUCCGAGUAAGAGUUUCGUCUUGGGUGCCUUUGCCUUGUUUCUCUCGCACACAGACGACGACGACGACGACGAUUAAUUAUUUACAGCUUACCAUCGUUUCGAUUCCAGUGCGUUCCCAAACUGCUUUUAUAACUUUAACUUUCAUCGCUGCUGCUUCUGAGCCUGCUUCGGGUUUUCGGUUUUUGGUUUUCAGUUUACAGUGCUCAGCUUUUCCCUCUCCGCCGCUGCAAAUGACGACUUUCGUCUAUUUUUGUCAAGAUUUUUGUUUAAUUAUAUAAUUUAAACUUUUUUCUUCUUGUCGCACAUUUUUGGCCUACGUUUUGGCUGGCAAUCUUAUUCCGCCUGCUUAUCCAUUGUCUCCAUUGCCAACGUUUUUACUUUUCUUUGCAUAAACCGCAUGGCUAAUUACGCACAAGGAGAGUGAAACUCCAUUAGAUUCUUAAUUAUAGUUUAAUUGCCUGCGCAGAAAUAAUGUGGAGAGCAGCACCCAACGAGCCGGGUAGAAAUUAACUUGGACCAUCGUGGCUGCUUGCAUUUGGAAAUCUUUCACCGCUGCAUUUCUUGUUGCAUUGUGGCUGGUACCUCCACUGGUCUCUAAGCCGUGCGCAGUAAGCGUUGCAAGCUGUGCCUUCGGCAGGCUCCAUUUGGAGUAUCUUGCUAGGGCUUUUGGGUGGCUUGGCUUUCAGGGGGCUCGGGCUCUCUGCACUUACAACUGUUUCUUUUGUCUUACGCCCGAUGCUUUCCUGGUAGUUGUAGAAAACUUUCUAAUGUAGAAGAUGUCUGCAGUAGCAGAAAUCCCCCCAGCCCAUUGUACUCGGAUUGAAUUGCCCUGUAGUAGGCCACUAUUUACUCGCAGUUUGUCAGCGUUUUCUUUCUUCCGAGAUUUUCCCAAGCUUGAUAAAUUGUCGGCGAGAAUUUCAAUGUUGUAAAGUUGUAAAAGCUGAGUUCUAUGCAUGUCAGCUCACACCGUUGCCGAUUGAUCGAUUCUUUUACCCUCGCCCAGCUGGGUGAAAGUUGGCUGAUAAAGCCACCGACUGUUGCAUAUAGACUCGUUGUUAUAGAGAUGUAAAUCAUCUCUCCAUUGCAAGUUUGGCCCACGGAGCAGGGAUGCAGAACCCGUCCGAGGGCCGUUUAGUCAUGCAGUGCUCAAUCUUGUGUCACAAUCCAACGACUUUCGACCAACAGAUAGGCCCGAAUUUUUAUUUACAUGCUAAUGAGCAACGGAAUAUUUUGUUUCUGCUGAAAACGAAAACGCAUUUUAUUGCCAAACGAUGAGCUUCGUCAAAUGGGGAGCUAAUAGAUUUAAUGGGACGGCCGGUUCGUUAUAUAAAUCUCGGCCGGGCCAGAACCGUUUGCACUGCUGGGGCAAAGGAAACGAGCCAAGAUGUAUCGCGGCCAAAUGAUUAAUGCAGCCAAAAGCCGAGACCCCAAAAGCCAAAAUCGUAUUUUCACUUUUUAAUAAUUAACAUAAAAUUAUUAACAAGAAGGCACGAAGAAGAAACUUUGCAGAGGGCGAGGCAGAACCAGCGAAGAAGCCGAAAACGAUGCCAAACGCAUUAAGCGCCCAGUCACAAAAAGAAUAAGCCACGAAAGUUGUAAAAAGUCGGAGGAGAGAAGAGAUUUCUGAAUUUCAUAAAGUCUCGUAAAGAACAAGACCCAGCUGCCGCAUGACUAACAGCCCGUGAGUCCGGAGACCUUCUACAAAUAUAAGCCAAAGAAUCUUAAGUGAAAUGAGUCUGAAAAGUUUUUCCAGAAAGCGGCCAGCGGGGCCUGACCCAAUUACCCAUUUAAGCCCAAAGACCAAAUUGCUGUGGUAGAAAGAAGAAAUGGCCCAAAGAACGAGAAGAUGGAAAUGGAAAUGUGGGGAAACCGAGGCACAAGACGAGUAACAGUUAUGUGACGGGCAGACAAUCGAAAGUUUAUGUCAUGCUGCCGGCAGCAACGCAGCAGCAGCAGCAGCAGCAACAGCAGCAACACCAGAAGCAACAGCUAAAGCAACAGCAACAUCAGAAGCAACAUCAACAUGCAGUCGAAAAUCCGAUUUCCGUCGCUAAGCAGAUGGUGCGUUCCUGAAAUUAUCAAUCCAGUUUGAUUUUCCGUUACCCUCUUUAAUGAAUAAUCAACUGCCAAGAUGUGUGACGAUGAUGCGGGUGCAUUAGUUAUCGACAACGGAUCGGGCAUGUGCAAAGCCGGCUUCGCCGGUGAUGACGCCCCCCGCGCUGUCUUCCCCUCAAUUGUGGGCCGCCCACGCCACCAGGGCGUGAUGGUGGGCAUGGGUCAGAAGGACUCGUACGUGGGUGACGAGGCCCAGAGCAAGCGCGGUAUCCUCACCCUGAAGUACCCCAUCGAGCACGGCAUCAUCACCAACUGGGACGACAUGGAGAAGAUCUGGCAUCACACCUUCUACAACGAGCUGCGCGUGGCCCCCGAGGAGCAUCCAGUAUUAUUGACCGAGGCGCCCCUGAACCCCAAGGCGAAUCGCGAGAAGAUGACCCAGAUCAUGUUCGAGACCUUCAACUCGCCGGCCAUGUACGUGGCCAUCCAGGCUGUGCUCUCGCUGUACGCCUCCGGCCGUACCACCGGCAUCGUGCUGGACUCCGGCGACGGUGUCUCCCACACCGUACCCAUCUACGAGGGCUUCGCCCUGCCCCACGCCAUCCUGCGUCUGGAUCUGGCCGGUCGCGAUCUGACCGACUACCUGAUGAAGAUCCUCACGGAGCGCGGCUACUCCUUCACCACCACCGCCGAGCGUGAGAUUGUGCGCGACAUCAAGGAGAAGCUGUGCUACGUGGCCCUGGACUUCGAGCAGGAGAUGGCCACCGCCGCCGCCUCCACCUCGCUGGAGAAGUCGUACGAGCUGCCCGACGGCCAGGUGAUCACCAUCGGCAACGAGCGUUUCCGCUGCCCCGAGGCCCUCUUCCAGCCCUCGUUCCUGGGCAUGGAGUCCUGCGGCAUCCACGAGACCGUCUACAACUCAAUCAUGAAGUGCGACGUCGACAUCCGCAAGGACCUGUACGCCAACUCUGUGCUGUCCGGCGGUACCACCAUGUACCCUGGUUAG
Molecule: messenger RNA, 3254 nt
Organism: Drosophila elegans
Lineage: Eukaryota; Metazoa; Arthropoda; Insecta; Diptera; Drosophilidae
Product: actin, indirect flight muscle
Exons: 2
Coding region: 2325-3254 (309 amino acids)
Biological process (GO): mitotic cytokinesis
Source: RefSeq, a predicted model, not a curated record